CUAAAAGGACAGCUUCUACAGAGCUACGGGGGCAGUGACAAGUCAGCUAGGUUGCUUCACCGAGGCUCUUCAUCGGAGAACUUUAUUCAUACGACUGCGGAAUAAAAAAAACGAAAAAAAAAAAACGUCCAACCGCCGUGAUCCGGCGAGGCAGCAGCGGCCAACACAGGGACUUUAAAACAAAAGUCUUUUUUACUUUUGGUACGAGUUUGUUUAUUCAAACUCUGUUCGUCGGUGGACGAUAAGGCUCUGAAAGGACACUCGGUCGGUAAUAAUAAGUUAGUUGUUACAGGAUGGCUGAUACAACCGCGUCCAGCCCAGGUGCGAACUGCCUGGAGAAGCUGAAAAGUUACGUGAGGACCCCGAAAGGAUUUAUCCUCGCAGCAGAAAUAUUCAUCAGUUUAAUCAUCCUCAUCUGCUAUGCUGCGUCUCUGUACGGAGGCUACUCCGCUGUGGCCAUCUGUGAGAUGAUCUUCGCCAUGGUCUUCUUUGGGAUCUUCAUGAUGGAGAUGGAUAAGCAGAUCCAAGUGGUCAACUGGGUCUGGAGUGAUCUUUUCCGUGCUGGUAUUGGUGCUGUCCUUUACAUCAUCACUUCUCUGAUCUGUGUCAUUGGAGGAGGCGGGGACGGCGCUCGUAUCGCAGGCGGGGUAUUUGGUUUGAUCGCUGGUCUGUUGUUUGCCUAUGAUACCUACACCAUCUUCCUGCAAAUCAAGAGCACCAGGCAGCACACAGCAGCUUCCACCGAUGACAGAGUUUAAACACUCCCAGACACAUGUGCCUCUGUCAAGAACGCAGCAGAAGAACAAGAAGAGGACAUCUGUGCAGAAGUUAGGAGAGGGGUGGACGAUGGACAGUAAAAUGAACAGGUUUAAUCAAUGCCACUGUAUGGUAUGAACAGAUGAGAGAUUUGUUUUAGGGCCGCGCCUGAGAGGAGGAUGACAUAGCCAAAACGAGUGGUACUGCACAUAUGUGCCUGCAUGUCAGACAGAACCUUGUCUACUGCAUGAGGAAAUACCCGCAGAAACCUUUGGUCCAACAAUGUACCACUGAUUAAAAAGGGAAAACUGUAAAUAACAGGCAAUGUAAAAGUUCAGUUGAUGUUCUCAAGCAGCUUGUCUAAUACACGUCUACUGUUAAUGCACUGCUGUAUUAAGUAGUAACUGUGUCAUUUGAACUUAAGAAGUAACAGACACAUGAAUGGGUGCUUUUGGAAUUGUUUAACAUCAUAUUUAUGCUCUUCUUGAGUUUGAGUUCUGUAUUUCCAGUGAGGUCUCUCAGCGGGUUAAACAUUUCCUUCUCUGGUAUUUAAUCAUUGCUGUUUAGAGGCCUUCCUCUGUGUUACAGUGCCUUAAGGUUUCAUUCACAUUAACCAGUUCCUUCACCCUAUUCAGCUUUUAUUCCUCAGUACUAAACAUUUCAAGUUGCCUGCUGUCAUUGAUCAACAAUAUUUUGGCUGUUUUUGUUCUAAUCAGAGUUUAGUCUGCAUCACAAGGAGCCAUAGUAUAACCAUCAACCACCAGUUCAUUAUUUGAAUUAGCGUCAUCCUCCAGUUUUAUCUGUCUACUUUGAUUCUCGCUCAGGUUGUGUGUGUUUUUUUUUCUACAUUUGUAACACAUUUUUAAGGUGCAGGAUAUUUAUCUGUUGACACUUUUGACAGUCCAGUAGUACAGUUUUUUUUUCAUGUUUUUGAGUAUGUGGCAGAAAAAAAAUCAUUUCUAAAGAAAAAUAGUUAUUAAUAGAAAUUUUGUGAUUUGAAUAUCACAGUUUUGAUAUGUUCAGUAACUGCUUCCUUUUACCCUUUGGUGGUUACUUGUCCAACUAAAACAUUGCCUUAUUAUUAUUAUUAUUAUUAUUAUAAUUGCUAUUAUUAUUAUUUUCUAACAGGCUUUACAAGAGUCUGCAGUUUGUAAUUUCAAAAUUGAAAGCAGCCUUGUUUUGGAAAUAAAAGCCAUUGUUACUGCAAAGAAAAUCUGUUUUGUAGCUUAAAUUGUACACUAAUCUCCCAUAAUAUAAAAUCCUGCUGUUUAUUAAUGUCACCUUUACUCAACAAGAACUUCAUGUCUAGAUGUAUAUGGGCCAGCUUGUCUUCUAUCAGAUUGCCACUAGAUGGAGGCAUACUAUUACUAAUUUUCUUACAUGCAUUGUAAAAGGCUUCUGUGUCAUUAGUUACUGGGGGACUUAACAGUGAAAAAUGUCAACAUAGUUAUCUUUCAUGGUGCUGUCGGAGUUCAGAUAUGAUCAGGACUUACUUGGCUUUAACAUAGUUCUUGUCAGGAUCUUGACUGACUUUGCACAGCAUGCAUCUGUGACAUCUUCUGUUGAAGUUAUACGUGCUGUUGCCCUCUUUUCAUUUUGAGAUUACAUUGCGUUUAUAAAAAAAAAAAAAUCCUUUCCUACUUUGUUUUUAUCUGCGGCGCUACUGCAU
Messenger RNA from Toxotes jaculatrix (banded archerfish), 2425 nucleotides. RefSeq names its product proteolipid protein 2b (gene plp2b). The record is from RefSeq and is a predicted model, not a curated record. Gene Ontology annotation, cellular component: membrane. The coding region runs from base 294 to 758 and encodes 154 amino acids. The transcript has 5 exons. Lineage: Eukaryota; Metazoa; Chordata; Actinopteri; Toxotidae.